Molecule: messenger RNA, 411 nt
Organism: Striga asiatica
Lineage: Eukaryota; Viridiplantae; Streptophyta; Magnoliopsida; Lamiales; Orobanchaceae
Source: the annotation of a GenBank genome assembly
AUGGAUGGAGGAGAAGAAAAUUUCCCCGUGUUUUCCAACAGUGAAGUUGAUGGCGAUUUCGCCCUUCUCAGCUGGCCAUUGUUCAACACGUCCGAUCCAAAGGUUGAGUACCUGAUUAACGUCACCCCAACCGCCGACGAGCACUUCAAGCACUGGCGAUACGAAAAUUAUAACUUUACCCUUGCCUACUCCACGUCUCCAUUCCUGGUCCGAUCCAAGAAGCGCGACUCGGACGGCCCAACCCACACCAGUCUAUUCAACCUCUACCUCGACGAACCGAACGAGUCGUGGUCCACCCAGAUUGACGGCUUCGACUACCUCAUCCUCAGCGAACGACCACUGGUUCACCCGCACAACCGUCUACUACGAGCGCCGCCACGCCAUCGGCUGCCGCUACUGCCAGAUCCCUAA